Molecule: messenger RNA, 145 nt
Organism: Racocetra persica
Lineage: Eukaryota; Fungi; Glomeromycota; Glomeromycetes; Diversisporales; Gigasporaceae
Source: the annotation of a GenBank genome assembly
AAUAAAUGUUCACGAUGAACGAGUUUGGGAUCGGAUCAGGGACAAGUUUAGAUCUAGUCUUAAAACCGGUUCAGAUAAUCAAUCGCAAGAUUGCAUUCUCGCUCUAAAACACACCAAUCGGAAGAUUAAUAAUCAUAAAUACUAG